Messenger RNA from Hemibagrus wyckioides, 1389 nucleotides. RefSeq names its product actin, alpha skeletal muscle 2-like. The coding region runs from base 177 to 1310 and encodes 377 amino acids. The record is from RefSeq and is a predicted model, not a curated record. The transcript is spliced from 9 exons. Lineage: Eukaryota; Metazoa; Chordata; Actinopteri; Siluriformes; Bagridae.
CGGGGAGGGCCUGGCUCUCUUUUUUCAAAAGCUCUUAUUUGGGCUUCUGCAAACUCGAAGCUCCACCCCAGAUCCCUGUGCCUGAGUCUUAUUUAAGGGGAGCUGUCUCACUGAUCACUUUGUCCCAGUGGAAGCAUCAGUCCCGCGACACAACUUGACCAUCUCAGAAACCAACCAUGUGUGACGACGAAGAGACUACCGCCCUUGUGUGCGACAACGGCUCUGGCUUGGUCAAGGCUGGAUUUGCCGGUGAUGACGCUCCCCGUGCUGUCUUUCCUUCCAUUGUUGGAAGACCCCGCCACCAGGGUGUGAUGGUCGGUAUGGGUCAGAAGGACAGCUACGUUGGUGAUGAGGCCCAGAGCAAGAGAGGUAUCCUGACCCUCAAGUACCCCAUUGAGCAUGGCAUCAUUACCAACUGGGACGAUAUGGAGAAGAUCUGGCACCACACCUUCUACAAUGAGCUCCGUGUGGCCCCUGAGGAGCACCCCACCCUGCUCACUGAGGCCCCCCUCAACCCCAAGGCCAACAGGGAGAAGAUGACCCAGAUCAUGUUUGAGACCUUCAACGUCCCAGCCAUGUAUGUGGCCAUCCAGGCUGUCCUGUCCCUGUACGCCUCCGGUCGUACCACUGGUAUUGUGCUGGACUCCGGUGAUGGUGUUACCCACAACGUGCCCAUCUAUGAGGGUUAUGCUCUCCCCCAUGCCAUCAUGCGUCUGGAUCUGGCCGGUCGUGACUUGACUGACUACCUGAUGAAGAUCCUGACUGAGAGAGGCUACUCUUUUGUCACAACUGCUGAGCGUGAGAUCGUGCGUGACAUCAAGGAGAAGCUGUGCUAUGUGGCUCUGGACUUCGAGAACGAGAUGGCUACUGCUGCUUCCUCCUCCUCCCUGGAGAAGAGCUAUGAGCUUCCCGAUGGUCAGGUCAUCACCAUUGGUAACGAGCGUUUCCGUUGCCCAGAGACCCUCUUCCAGCCUUCUUUCAUUGGUAUGGAGUCUGCUGGUAUCCAUGAGACCGCUUACAACAGCAUCAUGAAGUGCGAUAUUGACAUCCGCAAGGACCUGUACGCCAACAAUGUCCUGUCUGGUGGUACCACCAUGUACCCUGGUAUUGCUGACCGUAUGCAGAAGGAGAUCACUGCUCUGGCCCCCAGCACCAUGAAGAUUAAGAUCAUUGCUCCCCCUGAGCGUAAGUACUCCGUCUGGAUCGGUGGCUCCAUCCUGGCUUCCCUGUCCACCUUCCAGCAGAUGUGGAUCACCAAGCAGGAGUACGAUGAGGCCGGCCCAUCCAUUGUCCACAGGAAGUGCUUCUAAAUCAGCACUCCCAUUUGUACUGUCUCUUUUACUGUAUAUACAUGUUAUGUUGUAAUAAAUGUGGAUCAGUAUGACAGUG